Rosa rugosa (rugosa rose) is the source of this 965-nucleotide messenger RNA. Its product is annotated as transcription factor DYT1-like. Lineage: Eukaryota; Viridiplantae; Streptophyta; Magnoliopsida; Rosales; Rosaceae. Gene Ontology annotation, molecular function: sequence-specific DNA binding; protein dimerization activity; DNA-binding transcription factor activity. The record is from RefSeq and is a predicted model, not a curated record. Gene Ontology annotation, cellular component: nucleus. The coding region runs from base 133 to 804 and encodes 223 amino acids. The transcript is spliced from 4 exons. Gene Ontology annotation, biological process: regulation of DNA-templated transcription.
UUGUGAUUUUUCACAGCUGCAGCACCAAUUUCUUCCCUAUCUUGCCUUCCUCUACACACACAAAAUGGCAUGACACCCUUGUGAGCACCACAUAUAUGAAUAAGUGCCCCAAAUACACUCCCACUUUGGAAAAUGCUUGUUGAUCAUUAUCUGAACGAUAUGGAAUUUGUAGGCUCUGCCUUGGAUGAGCUAUGCCUAAGUCCUGAUCAAGAAGGCAGCAGCCAAGGAGGUAGGAUGGGUCGAAGGAGAUACAACGACGAGGAAGAUGAUUCGAUUUACAAAUCCAAGAACCUGAAAGCCGAAAGGAAGAGAAGAGCGAAGCUCAGUGACAGGCUCCUCAAGCUACGAUCAUUGGUUCCCAUCAUCACAAAUAUGAAUAAAGCAACUAUCGUUGAGGACUCAAUCACUUAUAUCUAUGAGCUGCAGAAGAAUGUGAACAUGCUCCAGGACCAGCUCUUUGAGAUGGAAGCAUUGUCUUCACUGGAGGUGCCGGAGCCAAAGCCGAGGAAAGAAGAAAUUGAUGCUGCAGAAGAGAUGAAGAAAUAUGGGAUUCAGGCGGAGGUUAGUGUGACUCAGAUUGAUGGGAACAAACUUUGGAUAAAGGCGGUUCUUGCGAAGAAAAGAGGUGGAUUCACCAAAUUGAUAGAGGCCAUGACUGAGUUUGGCUUUGAACUCACUGAUACCAGUGUCACUACCUCCAAUGGAGCAAUGCUUGUUUCAUCCUGUGUCAUUGGAUUCCAUUGCGAUACACUUGCAGUCGAGCAAACCAGGGAAUUGAUGCUGGAUAUCAUUAAUGGAAUAUAGCUAGAGCUAAUGGAAGUAAUGAAGUACCAUACAGGACUACGUAUUCAUUUUCCUUUGAAGUUCAUACUCAAGUACUCCUUUACUAGUUGGUCUUUGUGUUUGGUUGGCAUAUACCAACCCUGGAAAGACACUAUUAUGUAUCAAUUUUAUAUAUUUAUUAA